CUUAACUGACAGCCGCCGACAGAUUUCCCCAACCGGCAAAGCUGCCGCACGCCACCGCUACCUGAAUAUUACUAUUGUUCAACGUCAUGGCUGUGAAAAAAGUAAAAAUGCUCGAUGGAAGUAAGAAAGGUGAAGAAUCACAUUGUGCGGAAGUGGACCGAAUCUCGAAAUUAUCGGAUUCUAUAAUCCAUCAUAUCCUCGCUUUUCUUCCUGCCGUUGAUGUAGUUCGGAUGAGCCUUCUUUCCAAGCGCUGGAGACGCAUGUGGUAUUCAGUGCCAACAUUGAAUUUCUGUGACUUGAUUGUUCCCUGGCAUUGUCAUAAAGCGCGGUUCAAUAAGUUUGUAGACAACUGUUUGAAAUACCGCGAGAUAGGUAUGCGCUACAUUGCUGAUUCAACCAUAACUCGAUUGGAGCUCGUUAUACUUUACGAUGGUGACAACGCUAAUCUGGAUAAGUGGUUGAAUUUUGUGGUUGUUAAGAACAAAGUGGAAGAAUUAGACCUUUUUAUAAGGCCAAUUUAUGGCCAUAGAGGACGCUACUGUGUGCCUAAGGCCGUACUUAACGCACAAUCCUUGACUCUUCUAAAGUUGGAUGGUCUGAAAGUGAAGAGUCCUCUUCUAGUAAGCCUUCCAUGCUUGAAGCUUUUGUCCUUAAGAGAAGUUAGUGGAUUGAAUGAUCAUUCAUUGGAAGAUCUGGUUGCGAAUUGUCCUUCUCUUGAGAAAUUGGUUGUAAGUUACUGUGGGGACUUGUCAACUCCUCAAGUUUCUUCCUCGAGCCUGAAGUCGUGUCAAGUCGAACUUGAGUCUCAUCAAAGAAUCGAAAUUGAAGCUAUUAAUCUUGAGUCUUUGCAUUUUCGGGGUACUAAAAGGCAGAGCUGCGAAACUAGUCUUGCCACUUGUAGGAGCCUCAAGAGUCUUUCCUUGUUUGAAGUUGAACUAGAUGGCCGAUGGUUGGAAGACUAUAUCUCAGAACAUACCCUCGAGAACUUGACUAUAAGUGGAUGUCUUGGAUGGAAACACAUCAAAAAUAUCAGAAGUCGGCAUCUGAAGAAUUUGGUUCUUUCGCAAAAAUCCAUAAAGGAAGUUGACGCUAUUAUAAUCGAUGCAGUAAAUUUAAUUUCUUUUACCUAUAACGCUUAUAACAUGAAAAGGUUCUUUAACAUUUCUUUGAACUCCCCAAAUCUGCUGGUUUGCAAUGUAAAACUUCUAUGCGAAUGUUGCACCUAUGAUACAAGCUGGUAUGUCAGUCUGAUAUGCUUGCUAUCAAAUCUGCAUUGUUCCACGAAUAUGUGCCUCCGUGUGUACUCAGAAGAGGCUCUCAUCUUUCCAAAUGAGUUGAGAAGCUUUUGUCGCUCUCUCUUGCUUGCCGUAGAGCAUCUGAAGGUCAAGACGCUCCAUCCAUUGUCGAAGAGCUCCGAUCUAAGGGAUGCCAUGUACUGGCUUUCACCUUCUCUGAAGUCGUUAUCUGUGGAACAGCUCAUUCUCAUCAUCACCACCAUCGCAAUGGACAUGAUCUCUUUAGUUUUCGGCCGACAAAGCUAUUUAUCUUCGGAGACUCGUCAUAUAACAUAUAUUGCUAACUACUGA
Molecule: messenger RNA, 1586 nt
Organism: Morus notabilis
Lineage: Eukaryota; Viridiplantae; Streptophyta; Magnoliopsida; Rosales; Moraceae
Product: F-box protein At5g03100
Exons: 4
Coding region: 87-1586 (499 amino acids)
Molecular function (GO): protein binding
Source: RefSeq, a predicted model, not a curated record